Molecule: messenger RNA, 3267 nt
Organism: Colletotrichum aenigma
Lineage: Eukaryota; Fungi; Ascomycota; Sordariomycetes; Glomerellales; Glomerellaceae
Product: Non-reducing end alpha-L-arabinofuranosidase BoGH43A
Exons: 6
Coding region: 1-3267 (1088 amino acids)
Biological process (GO): carbohydrate metabolic process
Molecular function (GO): hydrolase activity, hydrolyzing O-glycosyl compounds
Source: RefSeq, a predicted model, not a curated record
AUGGUCUACAUUCUGAGGCUCUUGGCCCUAGUUCUCUGUGCCAGCCAUGGGGUUCUUGGUGAUUCGAUAACCGUGGAGGGUCCAGGUGUCAAGUUUGUGGGUCUGCAAAACAAGACUUCUAUGAUCAACACUUUCAUGGGCAUCAGGUAUGCUCAAGCACCAACUGGAAAUCGGAGGUGGAGAGCACCAGUGCUGGUUGAGUACAACAACGAAGUUGACACACCUUUGCAACUCAUUGACGGAAUACGACCGGGUCCUAUGUGUGUUCAGUCCAGUCCAUACUGGGGCUUGGAGGGCGCAACAGCAGCUGCUCGGGUAAGAAAGCGAGAAGACAAUGGAGACGAAUCCGAAGACUGCCUUUUGUUGAACAUCCAAACACCUAUGAUACCAAAAUACCAGAGACUGCCUGUCCUCGUAUACAUACAUGGGGGAGGUUAUGUCGCUGGUGGUCAAAUUGCAAGCACUGGAGAUAGUCUUGUCGGCCAGUCGAAUGGGACAAUGAUCUUUGUAGGACUGCAAUACAGACUAGGACCGCUUGGCUUUCUAUCCGGAAACGAUGUUAAGAAGGACGGGACAGCCAAUGCUGGCCUCCUGGAUCAGAGAAUGGCUCUCAAGUGGAUUCGAUCCAACAUCCAUAUAUUUGGGGGCGAUUCUAACCGCGUUACUAUCUCUGGGGGCAGCGCGGGAGGGGGAUCUGUCACUAUGCAGAUGGUGAUGUACGGUGGAUCAGAGGAAGCACCAUUCCAAGCAGCGAUUCCAGAGUUUCCGUGGUGGACCCCGCUAUACGAUAACGGGUGGCAGCAACAACAGUAUCGAGAGUUCUUGAGGGCAGCUAGAUGCUCUUCAUUGAAGUGUUUGCGAGACGCGUCACUGUCCCGCAUACGUUCAGCUACAGAGACUGCGUUCAGAACAGCCUAUCACCAUAAGGAUUACGCAUUCGGGACAUUUUACUGGGGCCCGGUGGUCGAUGGACACGUCAUCCCCGAUCAUCCUGCUCGCCAACUUAGAAAUGGGCAUUUCACGAAAGUCCCCGUCAUGACGUAUCGAAACUUUGACGAAGGAUUCCUGUUCACCAACUUCUCACUGGCGUCAGAAAGCGAGGUUAUGUCUGAUCUCACAUCUCUAUGGCACGACUCGGACGGCUUCUUUGCUGAGACUGUAUCGAUGCUCUAUCCUACGAGUCUUUACAAUCGAACCCACCUCGACGCCUUGACUAUUUACCCCGAGGCUCGGGAGGCUGGGAUUCUGGAAUCCCCUCUUUCGGACUCUUUCGUGAAGCGGUCCGCUAUCAUUGGCGACGCUCUAGUGAAUUGCCCAACCAGACAUAUUGCUAAGUCAGUAGUCAAGCAUGGUCAACCGGCCUACAAGCUCGUCUUCGACGCAGGCUACCAGUUUCACGGAACUACGGAUUAUUAUUUGUACAGUAGUGUGACGAAUGCCGAUGGCUCGAAUGAAGGAGUGUUCUCUUUUCCUGGAAACGCGACCUUGGCCAAGAUCAUGCGAGGCUACUAUAUUUCCUUCGCUCUCAGCCAUGACCCCAAUGGCGACGGCGACAAAACAAAGAAGCCUUCGUGGCCUAAAUAUCAAGAGGAAGACUCCAAAGUUCUUUGGGUUGGGUACACAGAUAUUGAGGGUCGCGCUGAUCCGGACAACUCGGCCAAUUGCCAGUUUCUGCUAAACACACGUGGUAACAACUGCGGCCUGGUUGAGGAUUGGUACUGCAUCUUUGUAAAAGAAUUCGACGAGACCUUCUUCUGCGCAUCAUCCAGCUUCGUUGCUUUCCCUGGCAUCCCAAUCACUGCAAGUAAGGACUUGCAAAACUGGACUCUCAUCGGCCAUGCGUUCUCUCGACAUGACCAGCUACCUGAAUUUGCGAGCCCUAUCACAGAAGUCGGGGGCAUCUGGGCGCCGACCGUUCGACACUACAAUGGGACCUUCUUCUUGACGACCACUCUCGUCCUCGAUUACUUGCCUAUGAACGAUUCUUCUCGUUGGCGAAACUUCAUUCUCACAUCGACCGAUCCGUAUGACUCAGCCAGCUGGUCUAAUCCUCUACAUUUUAAGGCAGACGGGUACGACAGCAGCCUCUUCUGGGACGACGAUGGCCAAGUCUACGUGACAUGGGCACCCCUGGCAGAGGUACGAUCUAGGAUAUUCCAGUCCAUGAUCGAUCUCAACACUGGCAAUGUGGGCAAGGUGAUCAACAUCUGGAAUGGAACCGGAGGCGCGGCACCGGAAGGGCCCCAUGUCUACAAGAAAGAGGAUUUCUACUAUCUGAUCAUUGCGGAGGGUGGGACUUUCUUAAACCAUAUGGUUACCAUAGCCCGUGCUAUGAGUAUCAACGGCCCAUACGAGGCGAACCCAGACAACCCAAUUCUUACCAACGCGAAUUCGACCGAAUAUUUCCAGGCUGUUGGCCAUGCGGACCUUUUUCAGGACGCUACUGGGAGCUGGUGGGGUGUAGCGCACGCGAUGCGCGUCAACCUCCAAAACAGGGUUUUCCCGAUGGGUCGCGAGACGGUUCUGUUCCCAGUGAACUGGGAACCAGGUCAGUGGCCUGUGCUAACCCAGGUUGAAGGGAUCAUUUCUGGAUGGGAGCUGCCAUCUGAUGAUCUCGGAAAGAGUAUGACGAUUGCCGGUCAAGAUGCUGCAGGGACGGACGCCAUUGAUUUGACCGAGAUACAUCUCAAGCCUUCUCAUCUCGUCCACUGGCGAUAUCCGGACGAGAGCAAAUACAACCUUUCGCCUGAUGAUCCGAGUUGUGGGCUUCAGCUUGCGCCUUCCUUCGGCAAUCUUUCGUCAAUUAUUUCAAACACGAACGGCGACGGCUUGAGUCUUUUGGCCCGCCGACAAUCUCACAGCCUCUUCACAUUCAGCAUGGACAUGACCUUUUCCCUCGACCAAGAUGGCGAUGAGGCCGGCGUGACUGUGUUUGUCAGCGAGAAAACACACAUUGAGCUGGGAGUCGUUCAAAUGGUACAAACCGACACGAACAUUACCGGUCGUGCAACUCCGCAUCUGCGAUUUCAAGGGACGUCCAAUGACACGUUAAUCGAAUCCUCCUCACAGGCCCUUUCUGAAGAGUGGAGAGAUCAGAUAUUGAGUAUGGAAAUAAAAGCCUUCAACGCGACUCACUACGCGUUCUCUGCCGGGCCAGCAGCGCAUCAGUCGCAGAUGAUAACUGUCGCAUACGCCCGCGCGUCACUCAUUCGUCCGAUAUUCACAGGUAAGCUUCGAGCAUUCGACUUCUGGCUGUUGAUAAAAUGA